AUGGCUGAGGCACUGCUGGCGGGUUUCGGCCUGGGGUCCGAGGGGAUGGGGCCGCAGCCGGAGCGCACGGGCUGGGCGGCCGAGCAGGAGCCGGCAGCCCUGGAGCAAGGCUCGUUCCAGGACGGAGAGUCGUACAGCGACUGCAGCGGCGAUGGCAGGCCGGGGUCCCGGUUCUCCAGCUUCGUGCUGCAGGGGAAGACAAGCUUCCCGGAGCUGUUCCAGACCGGCCACCUGCUGUUCUACGAGCGGUUCGCAGCCUACCAGGACUACAUGCUGGCUGACUGCAAGGCCUCGGAGGUGCGCGAGUUCACCGCCGAGUUCCUGGAGAAGGUCCUCGAGCCCUCGGGGUGGCGGGCGGUCUGGCACACGGACGUGUUCGAGGUGCUGGUGGAGGUCACGGACGUGGACGUCGCAGCCCUGAAGGCCGUGGUGCGGCUGGUGGAGCCGUGCCUCUGCGAGUCCUCCUUGGGCACCUUCACCCCGGAGUGCGUGCGGGAGCUGCUGGACCUGAAGGCGCAGCGGCUGCCGCUGCAGGAGCUCUGGGUGGUGUUCGAUGACUCGGGGGCGCUCGACCAGACCGCGCUCGCCAUCGAGCACGUCAGGUUUUUCUACCAGAACAUUUGGAGGAGCUGGGACGAAGAGGAGGAGGACGAGUACGACUAUUUCGUCCGAUGUGUGGAGCCGCGGCUGAGGCUGCACUACGACAUCCUGGAGGACCGCGUGCCGUCGGGACUGGUCGCCGAUUACCGCAGCCUGCUGGCCCAGUGCCAGGAGAUCUACGGAAGCUUCCUGAGCCUGCGGAGCCACCUGUCGGCCUGCGACUCGGACAGCGAGCAGGGGAGCCUCUCCAUGGUGGAGGGUCUGAAGCUCUACUCCGAGAUGGAGCAGCUGAAGCAGAAGCUGAAGCUCAUCGAGAAUCCCCUGCUGAGGUACGUGUUUGGGUAUCAGAAGAAGUCUAACAUCCAAGCCAAGGGCGCCCGUCCCAGCGGCCAGAAGGUCACCCACGUGGUCGCCUCCACCCUGACGGCAGGGCUGCUGCAGGCCCUGCUCAGGGACAGGCUCUGCCGGGAGCCUUGCCAGGAGGAGGCGGAGGUCCAGUUCCACAGGGACCCGCUGUCGGCCGUGAGCGCCUGCUACGAGGGCGACACCGUCCUCGUCUGUCCCGGCCGCUACGUGGUGCAGGGCGCCCUCGCCCUCGCGGACUCCAUCGCGCUGGAAGGGUACGGCCUCCCCGACGACGUCGUCAUAGAGCAGAGGGGCAAGGGGGACACGUUCGUGGACUGCACAGGCGCGGACGUGAAAAUCUCAAACAUCAAGUUUGUCCAGCGCGACGCCGUGGAAGGGAUCCUGAUCAUUCACCGGGGCAGGACCGUCGUGGAGAACUGCGUGCUGCAGUGCGAGACGACCGGCGUCACCGUGCGCACCUCCGCGGAGCUCCUGCUGAAGGCCUCGGACUUGUACGGGGCCAAGGGCGCGGGUGUGGAGAUCUACCCCGGGAGCACGUGCACGCUGAGCGACAGCGGGAUCCACCACUGCAAGGAGGGCAUCCUCAUCAAGGACUUCCUAGACGAGCAUUACGACCUCCCCAAAGUAUCCAUGGUGAACAACAUCAUACACAACAACGAGGGCUACGGGGUCGUCCUGGUGAAGCCGACCAUCUUCGCGGACCUGCAGGGUGGCGCCCCAGGCGGGGCCGCAGAAAAUAAAGCCCCAAAGACGCAGACCCGCGGGGAGGCUGAGGCGGCUGGACGGGUGGACCUGGAGGAGCUGAUCGAGUGCGCGGCUGGGAAAGCGGCGCCCGGCGGUCGGACUGGCCCCUUGGAGCAGGUCGAAGGCAACUGCGAGAUCUUCAGCGAGCUGGUGGCCGCCUCCACGCAGAAAGGCCAGCUGAAGAAGAAGAGGCUGAGCGAGCUGGGGAUCACACGGGCGGACGACAGCCUGAUGGCGCAGGAGAUGUUCGCGUGCAUCGUGGGGAACCAGUUCAGGUGGAACGGGAAGGGCAGCUUCGGCACCUUUCUCUUCUGA
This is a messenger RNA of Pteronotus mesoamericanus, 2025 nucleotides long. RefSeq names its product SHC binding and spindle associated 1 (gene SHCBP1). The record is from RefSeq and is a predicted model, not a curated record. NCBI's taxonomy places the organism in Eukaryota, Metazoa, Chordata, Mammalia, Chiroptera, Mormoopidae. Gene Ontology annotation, biological process: fibroblast growth factor receptor signaling pathway. The transcript has 13 exons. Bases 1 to 2025 code for a protein of 674 amino acids.